This is a messenger RNA of Octopus sinensis (East Asian common octopus), 330 nucleotides long. Its product is annotated as zinc finger BED domain-containing protein 5-like. The transcript has a single exon. NCBI's taxonomy places the organism in Eukaryota, Metazoa, Mollusca, Cephalopoda, Octopoda, Octopodidae. The record is from RefSeq and is a predicted model, not a curated record. Bases 1 to 330 code for a protein of 109 amino acids.
AUGUCAAAUGAAUUAUUGCUUCAUAGUAAACUGAGCAAACAUUUAAAAACUAAACAUCCUCAUUUACAAGAUAAAUCUACAAAUUAUUUUAAGAGAUUGUCUGAACAGCAAACUAAAGCGGCAAAUUCUUCCAUAAAUAAAAUCACAGUCUCUGAGAAAGCUCAAAUUGCCUCCUACCAAGUUUCACAACUGAUAGCACAAAAUAUGAAAGCUCAUACUAUAGGCGAGCCACUCAUUUUGCCUGCGUGCAAAAAGGUAGUCGCGACAAUUCUUGGGAAUGAAACAGCAAAAGAAAUAAACAAAGAUUCCACUGUCCAACGAUACAGUUGA